Drosophila gunungcola (fruit fly) is the source of this 660-nucleotide messenger RNA. It is a transcript of the gene Ppcdc, whose product is annotated as phosphopantothenoylcysteine decarboxylase. Gene Ontology annotation, biological process: coenzyme A biosynthetic process. The coding region runs from base 1 to 576 and encodes 191 amino acids. NCBI's taxonomy places the organism in Eukaryota, Metazoa, Arthropoda, Insecta, Diptera, Drosophilidae. Gene Ontology annotation, molecular function: FMN binding; phosphopantothenoylcysteine decarboxylase activity. Gene Ontology annotation, cellular component: phosphopantothenoylcysteine decarboxylase complex. The transcript has 3 exons. The record is from RefSeq and is a predicted model, not a curated record.
AUGAAACCCGAACGCAAUGUGCUGAUAGCGGCCACCGGUAGUGUGGCCACCAUAAAACUAGCCCAGUUAAUCAGGGAGCUCUCCGACGAGCGCCUGCCCUUCAAAUUCCACAUCAAAGUCCUAAUCACCGAGGCAGCCAAGCACUUUUUCGAACUAGAGCAAAUACCCGAGAACGUACCCGUUUACCACAAUCGCGAUGAGUGGAUCAACUGGAACAAGCGAGGAGAUCCUGUCCUGCACAUUGACCUGGGCAAGUGGGCCGAUAUGCUGGUGAUAGCCCCCCUCAGCGCCAAUUCCCUCUCGAAAAUAGCCACCGGGAUUUGUGAUAACUUCGUAAUGUGCGUAGUGCGAGCAUGGGACCUUCAGAAGCCGCUGCUCUUCGCCCCUGCGAUGAACACCCGCAUGUACGACCACCCAAUAACCCGGGAGCAGAUCGACAAGCUGACUAGUUGGGGCUACCAGGAGAUACCCUGCAUCUCCAAGACUCUGAUGUGUGGCGAUACGGGAAACGGUGCCAUGGCGGAGGUUCCCACAAUCGUGGAAGCUGUGCUGAACGCCUUGAAAUCAGCCGAUUAGUUGGAUCCAAAACAAUUUGUUAUACACACAGAGAGUUUAUAUCGCAGAAUAUUUUGUUACAAUAAUUAGACAAAUACUUUGGAA